CAGAUGUAACUUGAAUAAUAAUUUUUAUUUUGCAGGUUGGACAGUUGAAUAUCAACAAUGAUGCAUCAUCGACAACUCAGCAAGCACCAACUGUUACUCCAACAAGUGAUGUGAUGCACAGUGAUGAAGCGCCAAAUAAUGGUCACAUUUUUUACAUUUUAUAAAAAAAUACCUGUGGUUCCGGUUCCCGCUCGACCCUAUUUUGUGGGAUGCUGCCAAAAUGGCGUCUGCAUGUUGUCACACUAAUUAUUGAAAAAAACAUGAAAAAAAUAUUCAAAAAAAAUCAUUUCCAACCUACCAACCCUAGUUUUUUCGCGAUAUGAAACCGGAACCACAGGUAUUUUUUUAUGCUUUGUGGAAUGUUAAACUGAAAAAAUUAAACAUAUAAUUUUAUUAUACCAGAUUUCUUUUAUUCAACUCAUUUUAAACGACUUUAGCAAGUUAGACAAAAUUAUAAUCUGAAGCUUGUUCAUUAAGAUGAAAAGCAAAAUUAACCCAUUAAGGGCCAGCGUUCUGUAACUAAUAACAAAAUACUUAGGAUUCAAUGCAACUUUAUGGGUUACUGGCAAUUUAUUUUUGUAGAUGUAGUUGAUGAAAAGCCAUUGACAAAAGAAGAAAACUCUCUGCUGACUAAAGUUCUGAGAGCUAAACUUGUUCAAUCGACAAAAGAGGUUGAAGUUCAACGCAAAGAUCCAAAGUCUCCAUUAUAUUCUGUGAAAUCCUUUGAAGAAUUGCCACUGUAAGUUGACCAUUUAAAUUAAACACAUUCUUAGAUGCUCAUCAUUUAAAUUCUGAAAAUUGAAAUGAUAUAUAUUUUGUCUUAUGUCUAUAGAAAAGAGGCAUUGCGUAGAGGCGUGUAUGGUAUGGGAUUUAACUCUCCAUCUAAAAUACAAGAAACAGCUUUGCCAAUGCUUUUAGCUGAUCCGUAAGUAAAUGCGGUUAUUAUAAUAACUUGUAGUUGCUGACAUAAUGAAGAAAUUUGCUUUGAAUUCCUAUAUUUUUGGUUGCAUGUGUACAUUGUAGUGUGUUCUAUGUUCAUGCAUGAUUCCCAUCACCCAUGAUUAUUUGUUUGUCUGCCUCAUUAGCAUCUGUUUGUCCACAUCAAGUGGAACCUUGAUUACUUGGAAAAACAUUGCUGUGGUAUAUAAAAUGCAUUCCAAAUCACUCUUUUCCUUUUUAACAAAGCUGGAUGCAUGCGAGGGUGUUUGUGCCUCUCAAAAUUCAAUGUCGACCAUUAUAUGUGAAAUUAUAUAUUUUCAUGCACAGUAAUUUUUAUGGGGUUGUGGUACACAAAUUUAAUAUUGAGUAACUGAUAUUUUGGAAGGUUUAUAUAUUGUUAUACUACUGUAUGAUCUCAGGAUUAUUAAUGGAAAGACAAGUCAAUUAUUUGAACCAAGGCAUGGCAAUUUCAUUCCCAUUAUUUGUAAUACAAGCUCAUAGUCAUAUUUUUUAUCACCCUACAGACCCAAUAACAUGAUUGCUCAGUCUCAGUCAGGAACAGGAAAAACUGCUGCAUUUGUUUUGACCAUGUUGAGUCGUGUGAAUCCUGAAGAAAGCUUUCCACAGGUAAUUAUCACUACUCAUCACAAUAGAAUUUUAAUUUGAGACUUUGAAAGAAUGGAAGACAAUAAUGCCAUUUCAGAAACUCUAUGGGGAGCAAUAUUACCCCCAGGCCCCUUCACUUCCCUCAAGUAGACCAAUCGUCUGAUGUCUGUGGAAAAAAGUGGUUUAAGCAUAUUGCAGGAGUCAAAGCCUGGAUACCCCACUUGCAUCACAGACUCCAUGUUAACUCUUACUUUAUUCAUGUUCACCCGAAAGGUAAUUUGUCUUUCACCCACCAUGGAGCUGGCAAAACAAACAGGGGCUGUUGCAGAACAAAUGGCUAAGUAUUGUCCAGAAGUCAAGAUAGCAUAUGCCAUUAGAGGGAAUCGCCGUAAGUAAACAAGCUUUUUCUAUAUAAACAUAAUUGGUUUAGAGUAAUAUUUGCAGAAAUAUUUUUACUACUUCGUAAAAAAGCUUUAUACAGUAAUUGAUGCAUUGUCUGCAUGCUUUAUAUUGGGACUAAUGUAAUAAUGUUAGGAAAAUGUCAACAAUGCAGGAGCUACCCUCUUUGUGUAUUGAAUCUAUUUAAAAAUUGUAUUGAAAUCAUAGCUGAAAACUGGGCAUCAGAUUUAUUUUCUGCAUAGAAAGAAUGAAUACUGUAAAUAAAGAAAUUAAUGAAGGAAAAACUUAAGGAACGAAAAAAUGAAUAUUUUUAUUAUUGAUCCUUAUAUUGUUUGGUUCUUACAUUGUUUGCAAACUAGUUUCUCGUGGUGAGAAGUUAACGUCUCAAAUCAUCAUCGGUACACCUGGUACAUUAAUGGACUGGAUAUUAAAGGUAAGAGCAUUUGAUCCCAAGAAGAUUAGAGUGUUCGUGCUGGAUGAAGCUGAUGUCAUGAUUGAUACACAAGGCCACAAAGACCAGUCUGUUAGGAUUCACAAGUAAGUUCUUGACCUCUUUGUUAAAGGUAGUAUACUGUAACUAGUAGUGGAAUUGAAGGUAGCUAGUGCAUAAACGAAAGAUCUAUAUAGUGUUGUAGAGAUUCUAUAUUUAUGUUUUCAAUCAAAUUAAAAAUUGAUUUCUUCAUUUCUUCGUGAGUUUAACCUGUAUGACUAUAUUUCAUUAAUUUAUUCUUACUUAGAUUUUUGCCCAAAGAUUGUCAGAUGUUGCUCUUCUCUGCAACAUAUGAAGAACAGGUCAUGAAGUUUGCAGAAAGUAUAAUUCCUGAACCUAUAGUUAUACGUCUACGACGAGAAGAAGAGAGCUUGGAAAACAUCCGGCAAUUCUAUGUCGUCUGUACUGGCAUGGAACAAAAGUUUGAGUCCUUAAGUAAUAUGUAUGGUGUCAUAUCUAUCGGACAGUGUAUUGUCUUUUGUCAUGUAAGUGCUCUUUUUUCUAUUUUUUUGGAGAACACCAUAUCGAUAGUAAAUUAAUAUCGAUCAUAUCGACAGUAAUGUGUACCACAUCUGUCAAAAUGUUUCCUUUGGUUGGCUAUUUAAUGCUGCAUGAAAAAUUAGGUGUCACUUAUAAAAUAUUGUCAACAUGAUGUUUAUAAAAUAUUGUCAACAUAAUUAAACAAGUGUAGUGUAUAAUAUGUAGUUUUUUCGUUCUUCCAAUAUUUUUUAAUCUGUUGAAAAUUCCCUAUUCAAAAGCUUGCUAAAAAAUACAGUUAGAGUCAGAGAACAUCUGACCUAUUAUUAUUAUGGGUGCUUCUUGGAUUUUUAACAAUUAAACGUUUUGGUUUUUUUGUUUAGACGAGGAAAGCCGCUGCAUGGUUGAGUGAAAAAAUGUCACGAGAAGGCCAUUCUGUUGCCUUGCUAUCUGGAGAAAUUACCGUCGAACAAAGAAUAGCUGUACUUAAUCGCUUUCGUGCAGGCAAAGAGAAAUUGCUGAUCACUACAAAUGUAUGUGCCCGAGGUAUUGACAUCGAGCAAGUGUCAGUUGUAAUAAACUUUGAUCUGCCUAUGGACAGAUUUAAUGCACCUGAUUUCGAAACUUACUUACACAGAAUUGGGAGAACUGGACGAUUCGGUCGCUAUGGUCUUGCUGUAAAUUUCGUUAACGAAGGUCGUGAUUUACCAUUGUUAAAGAAAAUUGAAGAACAUUUUGGACGGCCUAUUGAAGAACUGAACACCAAUGAUGUAGACGCGCUUGAAAAAUUAAACGAGUAAACCUGAUUCUAAGUAGGAGAUAAAGUUGGAGAUAAGGUUAAACAGUUUCAAGAUCAAGAUUAAGUAAUAGGCAAGGUUAUGUUUGGAAAAGGGGUUGACAUUUUGUUGUUGUUAAUUUAAAUAUUUUAAAACGUAUACGACUAUAAUUAAACUACAGUAAUAUUAUUUUAUAUCAAAUAGUUUGUUUAAAGAACGUUAUUGUAUAUACUGUGCUAGUAGUAUACUUGAUCACCCAUAUAAAAUUUCACAAGUGCGUUAACGCCAUAUUUUAUUUCUCUUUUUCACUGUCAGAGCCACUAUAUCUGGAAAUAUUAUAUAAUAUAUUCAUAUAAGAAAGGCCCUGUUGGGACUGACGGUCGCAGGAACAUCUCAAAAACGAAACAACUUUCUUGCAGGCACAUUUUGUUACAACUUGAGAAAUAAAUGUUUAAUUAAUCAAAAUCUAAAAUGUUGCCAAAAUAGUCGGCAAUCUUGAUUACUUGAAGCAGAAAUCCCUCACUUUGCAAGCAAAACAGCUAUAUUUUCCAAACAUGAAGUAUUUGAAGUGGUUGUCAUGGUGACACGACAUUUUACUCUUUGAAAAGAACGAAAAAAUAUCACUUCUGCAAUUAUAAAAUUGGAUGUGAUUGAAUUAAAACGAUAAAGGCGAUUUAGUAGUAUUUAAUUAUAGAGAG
This is a messenger RNA of Paramuricea clavata, 4385 nucleotides long. Lineage: Eukaryota; Metazoa; Cnidaria; Anthozoa; Malacalcyonacea; Plexauridae. The record is from the annotation of a GenBank genome assembly.